Messenger RNA from Loa loa (African eye worm), 1824 nucleotides. RefSeq lists its product as hypothetical. The record is from RefSeq and is a predicted model, not a curated record. The transcript has 4 exons. Lineage: Eukaryota; Metazoa; Nematoda; Chromadorea; Rhabditida; Onchocercidae. Gene Ontology annotation, biological process: chromatin remodeling. The coding region runs from base 14 to 1678 and encodes 554 amino acids. Gene Ontology annotation, cellular component: Ino80 complex; nucleus.
AUUUUCAGGUGUUAUGCUAGAAUCUGAACAGCAGCAGCAGCAGCUGUUGCCUGACAACAGGUCGUUGGGAGGAUGUCAUCAAAGUACCCCUGUAACCGCACAGCAGCAGCAACUAACCUUUCUAGUAACAACUCAGCAGCCGCUUCCCUCUGUUGGUCAUGUAAUUGGACAGCAACAAUCAAUUCAGAACCAAAGUUGUUACAUGUCGACUGGGCAAGUGACAAGUGCCUUGAAUUGCGUACCCUCGCCUAUACCUUCAAGAACAACAUCUUCUACACCGCAUACUCAUUCUUCGGCAAUUUCCUCCCCGUCCUCUCUUUCCGUCCAGUCGACAAGUGGAGGUCAGUGUUCGGUACAGUUGCGAGGUACUGCUUCAUGUCCGCCACAAUCCUUAUCUAACCCAUCUCCACUGUCAUCAUCCCGAGUUAACGCACCUUCUCCUUUGCAAACCUCUUCUAAUGCAGCUACUGCAGUUCCUCAUUUCCAGCGACAGCAUUCCGUGUCAUUCACGCCAGGUGGUGGCUCACGUGCGGAACAUCUCCGAUCCACAACUAGCAGGAGUUUUGAUGGCGAAUACGAUAAUAUACAUCAGCAGCAGCCGAUCAUGUGCGAUGCUUCAUCACAACAAAUCCAUCACACUUUGCAACUGCAGCAAGCUCGUCAUCAGCAUGUUUUGCAGUCUUCUCGCAUGCAGCAACAGCAAAAAUGCUUGAAACAACCGACAGCAAUGAAUCAGCAAGGCCAGCAUCAGAAUCUCCAAUUGCAGCAGCAACAGCAUUGUCCGCAACAGCAAUUGCUGCAGCAGCAACACUGUCAGCAACAACUUCAGGUGCUGCAACAACCACAACAACAAAAUUUUCUACAUCAGCCGCAAAUCAUUCAGCAGAAGCAGCAGGCACAAAUGCAACAGAUACAACAAUCGCAGCAGUUGCAGAUGCAAUCGCAGCAUGGUUAUGUACAGUUCCCUUUGCAGAAACAGUCAAAAAAGCAUUCCAUACAGCAGCGUGAUGAUGGUGACGAGGAAGAAGAGGAGGAUGUGCAGCAGCGACCACUGACAGCAAAAGAAGAAUACAGAGAUCUAAAGCAUCGGUUCAAAUUCCUCGUAUAUGAGAACGAAUGUUAUCAGGAAGAAUUACGAAACUUGCAAAGGAAGUUAUUGAAGCUCUCGCGGGACAAAAACUUCUUAUUGGAUCGUCUGCUGCUCUAUGAAAAACUGAGUGAUUCAUCGGAUGAAUCGGAUUCAUCUGUAAAAACUCUCGAGGAAAAGGCGCCACCCAAAAAGAAACCUCGUCCGCCUGCUUCAAGGCGUCGUUCAACGAACGCAAGAGCUAAAGGUGCAAAUAAUAUUAAUUGCAUAGAUUCAGAUGCAGCGAAAAUUUCAUUGACAGAACAGCAACAGCAGCAGAUGCAAAAACAACCGUUACAACAAUCGGGACAGCAGCGGCUACCAAUACAAACUACAGAUACGACUACCGGUAUCGGUGUUCCGGUUUGUUCUGCUUCAGAAAUGAGCGCCAGAGAACAGCGUGCUACCGUUCCGAUUCCACUGUGCUGUUCGUCAGAACGGAAUAUCAAAGGUGAAGAAGCUAUGAUCGGCACUUCUACAACUGAAGAUGCUGCAUUUGAAGAAAAUCGAAGCGGUCAGUUCUCGUCAUCUGCUUUAACUUCACUUCGAUGAUAUAUGUUUUAAUGCAUUCAAAGUACCCAUUUUAUUAAACUUUCUUGAAAUUUUUAUAAUUGGGUCUGUUUCGACAUCGUCGUUUGCAUAUAUUUGGAUACGAGGAAAUUAAAUACAAUUUGAUUUCUCUUGUUUUUUUUAAAUUU